This is a messenger RNA of Opisthorchis viverrini, 1404 nucleotides long. RefSeq lists its product as hypothetical. Gene Ontology annotation, molecular function: transmembrane transporter activity. Gene Ontology annotation, biological process: transmembrane transport. The annotation marks the transcript as partial. The record is from RefSeq and is a predicted model, not a curated record. The transcript is spliced from 2 exons. Lineage: Eukaryota; Metazoa; Platyhelminthes; Trematoda; Opisthorchiida; Opisthorchiidae.
GUACAACGCUGGACAGUUUGUGGACAGGCGAGAUCAAACGAUGGUCUGCGCUAAUUUCAUCACUGAUUGAUAUACUUUUCUUUGGGGCAAUCUUCUACGGAUUCAACGCACUGAUUCCACCAUAUGUUCAACUUGGCGUGUUUCAUGGCCACUGUAAUGGCACGGAAUGCAGUCAACAGUUAAACAUGUUUGGAAGCGCCUACAUAGCUGGAGUGGUUUCUCAGAUGUGUUUGGCUCCAUUAACCGGAAUUUUUAUGGAUCGAAUUGGACUCAGAGUUGCCAAAAUGACGUCUACUCUGAUCUUCUGCAUAGGGUGCUUUAUGUUUGCCUUUACCAGCCGUGAAUCUUCUUAUCUACUUUUUCCGGCAGUGAUUUUUGUGGCCGUUGGAUCGUUGGCUGGCAUAUUUUGCAACAAUCACAUUAGUUCCCUCUUUCCCAAGGCCCGUGGUUUAGUGAUUUCUGUACAGAACGGUGCCUACGAUUCCAGCGCUGUUGUUACGUUUAUUAUGGCAAAGACGUUUCCCCAGAUUUCCAUACAAACCUCCUUUGUAAUUCUUGGUUGCUGUUCAGUGGUCUGUGGUUGUCUGAUUGCCAUACUGUUCUUGAAUCAAUGGGGCAAAGACAUGGAACAACCUUGUUCAGUGACUGCUGAAAUGCAACUGGACUCACCUGAAGACCUCGUGGCAAAGAAUGAGGUCAAAACCAGGCGGUAUCAGAUUGAGGUGACCCGUGUGAUCCAGCGACGUUACCUGAACCUCAAACACUGUUUUCUAUCCUUGCCAUUUUUGCUAAUCAUUCUAUACUUUAUGCCUGGACUGCUACGCUUUUCAUUCUACUUUAGUCAGCUGAAUGCACAGCUCACUAACGCGUUCAACGACGAUCAUGUUAUCGUGAAACGACUGUUGGAAGCUUCCUCGGCCGUAUCAAUGUGCACCAUAUUAAUAUCACCAGCUACAGGAAUCUUGCUAGACCUAUGUCGGAUUGCCUUUGGGCGUCGACUGCAACAUCGCUUGAACAAUUUGCAACAUAGCAUUUCAGACGAACAAAUCUACUGGGCCCACUUACGUGCCAUGGGGCCAACUCUAUUCGUCAUUUCUUGUUUGUCGUUGUUCAUAAGUAUCGUACCCUACAUCAAGGGUUUAGAGUGGCUAUUCUACGUUACUUUUGUUGCCGUUGAAGCAUUUGCAUCCAUUUUGGCGAGUGUGACCAGCACAAUUGUAAUGAUUGCUUUCCCCGUGCAUUAUUUUGGAACUGUUUUGGGUGUGGUGACCUUCAGCGGUGGAAUUUUUUGCCUGAUACAGUACGGAUUGCUAAAAGCUCCUCUGAUGGUCGGCAAUGCAUUCAUGAUUAUCACUAGUUUGAUGAUGUUCAUUUCACCCACUGUGAUGUUGCUUCAGAACAGAU